Molecule: messenger RNA, 1961 nt
Organism: Microplitis mediator
Lineage: Eukaryota; Metazoa; Arthropoda; Insecta; Hymenoptera; Braconidae
Exons: 3
Coding region: 1142-1888 (248 amino acids)
Source: RefSeq, a predicted model, not a curated record
AACAACUGAGUAAGCCUAUUGAGCAAUAGUUUGGAAAUCAAAAUAUGACUAGAAAUAUUGAAUUUAAGUUAUAAGUAACGUCAAUCAUUUAGCUCGUAAAGUUGUUUACCACGGAUUUAUCAAAGGCCCAGUGCACACGUGCAAGCGUCCCAAGUAAAGUGGACGAUGAUUUCAUCAUAAUUCCGAUCAUCUAUCUGAUGCUAUGCUUACACACACAUACACACACAUUCUAUUGUAAAUGUAUUGUCGCAAGAAGUACGCAGGUAGGUGUGGAUGCAAGAUGAGUAUACUUCUAAGCAUCAUAGUUAGACUGAGAAAAGAUGACAAAGAGAAAGGGACAGAUAGGUAUAACGUAGUCCCAUCUGUUUAUCCCUGUCCGUUCACGGUCAUCGUGCAUACACGUACAUAGAUACCAGAGAAAGGUCGAAUUAUUGGGCGUAGUCGAGUAUUUUUGUAAACAAAAAUAAUGAGAAAAAUAAAUAAUAAUAUAAACUAUUGUUUUGAUCGAUUAAAUCGCAAUUUAUAUGUAUCGAUUGUUACACCUCUACCCUUAAAGUCGUCAUCGUCCUCGAUGACUUUGAUUUAUGCAAGUUGCAUAAAUAAAAGCAAUUAGAACUGAUUAAUAUGAAUUGCGUUUUAAUCUUAACCUUUGUGUACUGUAUUUUUAAAAUAAUUUCGAGUUAUUCUUGCGGGUGAUUGUCGUGGGUGGUUCUUCAUUUUGGUCCCCUUUUGUCUAUUGGCGUUAGUUAUUGCGUUCUUGAAUCUUCUUGUGACCUUCCUUCCCUUUAUCUAGUUGAUUGGCGGGUGUCUUGCUUCAUAUCUUUAAAUAAAAACUUAUAGUUUGUAAUAUCACGUUAUUUCGGCUGUUUGAUCUUGGUUGUUGUUACGGAAUCGAUAAGUUUCUAAAAUUUUAUAGGUUUUUGGAGGUUUCGUUGCGAUGUACUCGUAUCGGGUUAUGGGGGUCAUCCUUUUUCUUCUUUUGUGGAAAUCUGUGGAUUUCUUGGGUUUUGAUUGGCUUGUGAUCCCACUUUUCUUGAUCUUCUGGUCUUGGAGAGUUUUCUUUAUAAACGGAAAGAAUCUUUCAAUCGUCACUCAAAGUUUUACUUCGAACAGUGUUUAAAGUAAAUAAUAAAAAAACAAAAUGUUCCGUGUCAAGAUUGAAGAUGUCGAGUGUCAAGAUGAUACUGAUAUUCGUCAGGAUGUAGAAGAGGCCUCUGGAGAACUUGAGGUGAAAGAAGAGCUUCUGGAGCAGUCACCAUCUACACGGGUUCAGGAUGAACAGGCUCGGCAUCCAGGGGUCCCUACUUCUCCUGAAUUGUUGGAGUGGGCAAAUAGUUCUCCUCCGAGAGCUCUCGAUUGUUUGGAGAUCACGGACUAUGGGCAUCAUUCGGGAUCCACUGUUAUAGUGCACCACACUCUUCUUGAGUCUACCUCCGAGAGCGAGGGGGAGGAUGACAUUCCGGUGGAGACUCCAGUCCCGGAGGUUUUCGAGGCCUCUCCUCAACAGGAAGUGGUGGUUCCUGUAGUGCUGCCGUUGUCAGGGGUAACCAUCUACCCCAGUAACAGAGGAUUACUUCAAAUAUCAUUUAGAGUUACCUUUUUGGAGGGAUAUGGGUUCCUGAUCCCGUUUUCGGAUCCGUUGAUUACGGUUCUCUCCCCAAUGACCACUGACGAGGGCAGAUGGGUCACGGAGCACACCCCAUGGAGGUUUAUGGAUCAGUUCCGGCAUGAUACGGUGUUGUCUCUGAUGAUAAAUUUAUGCCCUGCGCAUUACCAAGAGCGGAUGAGUACCGCCUCGGUCAGAGUCGGCCUGUUGCUGGACGAACUUCGGGACGUGGCUUGUUUCCUGAGUCCUCCCUGUGUCUACUGCGGUCAAGGUCUUCUAUGAUUGGAUGGGCUUGACUUAGAAAUAUAUAUAUUUUAUUUGUAUGGUUUAAGUUAUGUUAUGAUGUAAUUCAUGU